GUCACUUUUACAGGAGAAAGAAGAGAAGCAGCAGCAGCUCUGGAGUGAACAUGACUGGCCGCUGGUGCGUCCUGGCACUCCUGGCGUUGCUAUGGCGAUGCGGAGGUGCUCAGCAGAGAGGUUUGUUUCCAGCAGUGCUGAAUUUGGCCUCCAUGGCUAAAAUCACAGCAAACGCUACGUGUGGAGAGAAGAAGCCUGAGAUGUUCUGUAAACUGGUAGAACACGUCCCGGGACAGCCGGUCCGAAACCCGCAGUGCAGAGUGUGUAACCUGAAGAGUGAUAGACCAUACGAGCGACACCCCAUCGAGUACGCCAUCGACGGCACCAACAAGUGGUGGCAGAGUCCCAGCAUAAAGAACGGCAUGGAGUACCAUUAUGUUACCAUCACUCUGGACCUUCAGCAGGUGUUCCAGAUAGCAUACUUCAUUUUAAAAGCUGCCAACUCCCCCCGGCCUGGAAACUGGAUUUUGGAGCGUUCCCUUGAUGGAGAGAACUUCACGCCAUGGCAGUAUUACGCCAUCACAGACACUGAGUGCAUCACACGCUUCAACAUCUCCCCCAGAACCGGCCCACCUGGAUACAGACGAGAUGAUGAGGUCAUCUGCACAUCCUUCUACUCAAAGAUCCACCCACUGGAGAAUGGAGAGAUCCACACCUCUCUGAUAAACGGCCGCCCCAGUGCAGACGAUCCCUCGCCGACACUCCUCAACUUCACGACCGCUCGCUACAUUCGCCUCAAGUUUCUCCGGAUACGGACCCUAAAUGCUGAGCUGAUGACCCUCGCUCUCAACGACCCCCUCGACAUCGAUCCCAUCGUCACCAGACGUUAUUAUUACUCCAUAAAGGAUAUAUCAGUUGGAGGGAUGUGCAUCUGUUAUGGCCAUGCCAAAGCCUGUCCACUCAACCUGAUCACCAAGAAACUGAGCUGUGAGUGUGAGCACAACACAUGUGGAGAGAGCUGUGACCGCUGCUGUCCCGGCUACAACCAGAAACCCUGGAUGGCUGGAACCUUCCUCACACGCCACGUCUGUGAGAAGUGUAACUGCCACGGCAAAUCAGAGGAGUGCUACUACAAUCAGACAGUGGCUGAUGGGAAACUGAGUCUGAACGUUAAUGGAGAAUAUGAAGGGGGCGGAGUCUGUAGAGGCUGCUCUGAAAACACAGCUGGAGUAAACUGCCAGUCCUGUACUGACGGUUAUUAUCGACCACGAGGAGUGAAUCCGGAGGAUCCUUACCCCUGCAGACCCUGCUCAUGUGAUCCUGAGGGCUCUAUCUCGUCUGCAUGCAUACCUGAUGAGACUCAGGCCAGCGGAGGUCUGUCUGAGGGCUGGUGCCGCUGUAAGCAGGGUUACACAGGUGAAAAGUGCGACAGGUGUGCUUUCGGCUACACUGGAUUCCCUGAGUGCCAGCGCUGCAACUGCAGUGUGUUCGGCAGCAUUAAUCAGGACCCCUGCCAGCUACCGUGUGUGUGCAAGGAUAAUGUAGAGGGGGUAAACUGUGACCGCUGUAAGAUGGGAUUUUAUAAUCUCCAUGGAGACGGUUUCCACGGGUGCGAGAAGUGUUACUGUUCUGGAGUGGCCAGCAACUGUGAGGAUUUGCUGUGGAAACGCAGCAAUUUAACUGAUAUGUCAGGCUGGUUUUUGACGGGUGCAGAAGGGGAGGGGCUUGUCUGGGCGAAUAGAAACACACCACUCCAAGUUUAUGUCAGCCAUAGAGAUGCCCAGCCGCACCUGGAAGCACCUUUCUUUUGGAGUGCUCCGCCCUCUUACCUGGGGAACAAGGUUUUGGCAUAUGGAGGCCGUUUAACCUACACCAUCUCGUGCUCCGUGGAGGAUAGUGAUGAAGCAAUCGAAUACGCCGGCAGCUCUGAUGUCUUAAUUGAGGGAGGUGGUCUUCGUCUGACGGGCAGUUCUGAAGCAGUUCUGGGAGGUCUGAGACAAGUCAUCCUGAGACCCAGGAGCUUCCAGCACUUGAUCUCAGGCCAGCCGGUCAGUAGGAGAGACUUCCUCACUGCCCUCGGGAGACUGAGCCGCCUGCUCAUCACUGCCUCCGGCUGCCAGGGAAACAGCGCCAUCUACAGGUUAGGGUCAGUGUCUGUUGAAGUUGCAUCUGAAGGGUCUAGUUCUGAUGUUCAGGCGUCAGCAGUGGAGGUGUGCACCUGUCCUUUUGGUUACAGCGGAACUUCCUGUGAGUCGUGUGCAGAAGGCUACAGAAGGAUCAAUGGGACGACGUACCAGGGAGUGUGUGAGCUCUGCCAGUGCCACGGACAUGCGGCACACUGUGAUGAGGUCACCGGAUACUGCCUGGGCUGUGAAGACCACACCACAGGCCCGCACUGUGACAAAUGUGCUCCUGGUUAUUAUGGUGACGCCACUAAAGGAACAGCCAGUGACUGCCAGCCGUGCGCCUGCCCCCUCAACGCUCCCUCCAACAACUUCAGUCCAACAUGUCACCAAGACGCCCGCGGUCAGAUGAUCUGCGACCGGUGCCAACCUGGAUACACAGGCCCUCGCUGCGACAGGUGUGAUAAUGGUUAUUUCGGUCGGCCCAGUGUGCUGGGGGGGUCCUGCAGGCCGUGUGAGUGUAACGAUAAUCUGGACCUCUCCGCUGACCGAAGCUGUGACCCUGUAACAGGUGAGUGUCUGCGCUGCCGCGAAGGAUACGGAGGACCGGUAUGCGACACCUGCGCGGAUGGUUACUAUGGAGACGCCAUCUUCGCCAAGGACUGCCAAUCUUGUAGAUGCAACAUUAACGGGUCAGUGUCGGAGGUGUGUAAUAAGCAAAAUGGACAGUGUGAGUGUCGGCAAAAUGCGAUUGGCCGCCAGUGUGAUGAAUGUAUGCCGAACUGCUGGUGGGACUCUGAGAGUCAGAUGUGUCGUGUGUGUGAGUGCAGCCCGCGGGGCAGUGUGUCUGGGCGGUGUGAUGCAGAGGGCAGGUGUGUGUGCAGGUCAGGCUUUGCGGGCCGCAGGUGUGAUAUGCAGGUGCAGCGGGUGGAGCGCAGAGAGAGCCGCAGGGUUCUGCAGCAGGUUCCUAUACGCACCCUCACACCGACAGUGGAGCGCAGGGUGGGCUGCCGUCAGGGGGCCUACCCCGCCAUCAAGCGGCCGGGAGCCCACAUGCUGCCCGGGGGGUGUGUGCCGUGCAACUGUAACUCGUUUGGCUCCAAAUCGUUUGACUGUGGUGAGAACGGUCAGUGCCGCUGCCAGCCUGGAGUGACCGGACAGAAGUGUGACCGCUGUGCCCCCGGACACUUCAACUUCCAAGAGGGAGGAUGCACACCCUGUCAGUGCGCUCAUGUAGGCAAUAACUGUGACUCGACUACAGGACAGUGUAUCUGUCCCCCAAACACAAUCGGGGAGAGAUGUGACAGAUGUGCCCCCAACCACUGGGGGUAUGAUAUCACCACCGGCUGCAAGCCGUGUGGGUGUAACGUGUUGGGGUCGGUCUCUCAGCAGUGUAACGUGAAUACGGGCUGCUGUACGUGUCAGGAACGGUUUGUAGGAGAGAAGUGCACUGAGUGUAAGCUCGGCUUCCGCAAUUUCCCACAGUGCAUGUCCUGCGACUGCACGCUGGCCGGAUCCACCGCGGACACGUGUGACUCGGACAGCGGUCUGUGCGCGUGCGCCGACCGCACCGGACAGUGCUCCUGCAAGGCUAAUGUGGAGGGUGUACGGUGUAGCUCAUGUAAGGCUGGUACUUUUGGACUGAGUGUCAGCAAUCCUCUGGGCUGCAGCCACUGUUACUGUUUCGGCAUGAGCCAGUCCUGCACUGAAGCACAGGGGCUUAUACGCAUGAGGUUGACGCUGAUGCCCGAGCAGACGGUGCUCCCCCUGGUGGACAGGACCAAUGUAAAGGAAACUACAGUCGGAAUGACGUUCCAGCACCCCGAGAUCAUCGCUAACGCUGACCUGGUCCGACAGGAGAUAACUGAACCUUUCUACUGGAGACUGCCCAAACAGUUCAGAGGCUCCAUGAUCACUGCUUAUGGUGGGAAGUUGAAGUACGCCAUCUACUAUGAGGCUCGUGACGAAACAGGCCAAACCUCCUACGAGCCACAGGUCAUCAUUAAGGGCGGCCCCAACAGAGACAAGGUCAUGGUCCGCCACAUGAGUGCGCCGCAGAUCGGCCAGCUGACCCGCCACGAGAUCGACAUGACAGAGCAUGAGUGGAAGCACCAGGACAACAGGCCAAUGACCCGAGAGGACUUUAUGGAUGUUCUCUUCUACAUCGAAUACAUUCUAAUCAGAGCCUCCCACGGCAACGUCAUGAGGCAGAGCAGGAUUUCAGAGAUUGCUCUGGUGGUGGCGGAGGAGGGCCGACCGUCAGUGGAGAGCGAGAGAGCGUUCCAGAUUGAAAAGUGCGACUGUCCUCAGGGAUACUCUGGACUGUCCUGUGAGGAGUGUGCUGCCGGGUUCUACAGGUUGUCAGUGAAAGCAGGUGGUCCAGCAUCCAGAGCCGGCAUUGGCAGCUGCGUGCGGUGUCAGUGUAACGGCCACAGCAACACCUGCGACCCUGAAACCUCCAUCUGCCAGAAUUGUCAGCACCACACAGAGGGGGAGAAGUGUGAAAGGUGUGUUGCGGGUUAUUACGGAAUCGUCCGUGGAUCUCCAGAAGACUGCAAACCCUGCGCCUGCCCCCUGACCAAUCCAGAAAACAAUUUUAGUCCGACCUGUGUAGCACAGGGUUUUGGAGAUUACCGCUGUACUGCGUGUCCUGUAGGCUACGAUGGAAAACACUGUGAAAGGUGUGCGGCCGGUUAUCACGGUGACCCGCGGAAAGUGGGCGGGAAGUGUGAGGAGUGUAAGUGUGAUGUGGUCGGCGCAUGGCCGGUUCCGUGUGACACACACACGGGGCAGUGCCAGUGCAGACCCGGAGCCACCGGACUGAAGUGUGACCACUGCAUGGAGAAGCAUGUGUGUGGACCUGCAGGCAUUGUGUCAUGUGAUGAUGACUGUGCAGGACUUCUUAUUAGAGAUAUGGAUAAGCUGCUGCGUUUGAUCACCAGCGCCAAUCUCACCCUGCCGCUGCCUCCGCCUUACAAAAUGCUGUACCGCUUCGAGAACAUGACCGAGGAACUCAAGCACAUGCUCUCACCACAGAGGGCGCCGGAGAGACUGCUGCAACUUGCCGAUAGCAACUUGGGUAGCCUGGUGACUGAGAUGGAUGAAUUACUAAGCAGGGCCACUAAAGUUUCAGCAGACGGAGAACAGACAGACGCCGAUGCCGAGAGGAGCCGAAAACGAGCAGAAGAGCUAGAGAUGUUCGUCAAGAACACUCUGCUGGCUGCUGAAGCUCUGCGGGAUAAGGCUCGUGAGCUGAAUGAGUCUCUAGGCCGGCGUGAUGGAGAACCUGAGAAGAGCGUCAAUGAAAUGCAGGAGGAGAUUAAAGCCAUGCUGGCAGAAAUCCGCAAACGCCAGCUGAACCCACACAAACACACCGCACAGGAGGAGCUCAGGGCGGCGGAGGCUUUGUUUGCGAAGGUGAAGCGCCUGUUUGGAGACCCUCACCAGGCCACGCAGGACCUGAGGGACGAGGUCGGGGGAAAGUUGGGGGAUUACAGGAAUAAACUGGAUGACGCUCAGGAGCUGCUGAAUCAGGCUCAAAACAAAACCAGACAGGCCGAGGCAGUGACCGCCAACAGCCAGCAGGGACUGGACAGUCUACAGAGAAAGAGAGAUGAGAACGGUAGAAGAAAGAAAGAGACACAGGGAAUACUGGAAGAUGGAGAGAAGCUACUGGAUGAAGCCAACGCACUGUCAGACAACAUCAAUCGUGGAGUAGAGGAGCUGGAGGAGAUGGAGCGUGAGCUGGGUCCUCUGCAUGAUCAGCUGGAUUAUAAAGUGGGCCGUUUAUCCAGAGGUCUGGAGGAUAACACACUGCCCGAUUUACUGCUGAGAGCUGAGGACCAUGCUGGCCAGCUUAAUGAAUCUGCGACCAUUCUGGACAACAUUCUGGCUGAGGCUAAGAAUCUCUCCUUCAAUGCCACGGCUGCAUUCAACGCCUACACCAACAUUAAAAACUUCAUUGAUGAAGCAGACAAAGCAGCCAGAGAAGCUAAAGCUACAGCUACGGAGGCUGUGCAGCUGGCCGCAGGUCCUAAAGGUCCUCUAAAAGACAACGCCAGAAGCUCGGUGCAGAAGAGCCAGCGCUUGUGGAACGAGGCUAAGGAUCUGGAGAAGGAUGUUAAAGAGAACGGAGACAAUCUGGGUGUUCUGCAGCUGCGGCUCAAAGGAGCAGACGCCAAGAACAAAGACCUGCUGAAGGGCCUGAACGAGACCCUGGAGAUACUCCGCGCCAUUCCCAAUGACACAGCUGCUAAAAUCCAGGCCACGAAGCAGAAAGCAGGGGAGGCCAACGACACGGCACUGGAGGUUCUGGCCCGGCUCAAAGACAUGAACCUCAACCUGAUGGGCCUCAAGAGGAACUACAGCAAACUGGAAGACGAUGUGAAAAAGGCCAACAACAUCAUCCAGGACCCGGAGAAAAACAUCCACGCAGCAGGUGCUAAAGUGAAGGACCUGGAGGAUGAAGCUGAUCGUCUCCUUGAGAAACUGAAGCCCAUUCAGCAGCUGCAGGACAACCUGCGUAAAAACAUCUCUCAGAUCAAAGAGCUGAUCAAUCAGGCCCGCAAACAAGCCAACUCUAUCAAAGUAUCCGUGUCAUCGGGAGGAGACUGCAUUCGUGCGUACCGGCCGGACAUUAAAAAGGGCCGCUAUAAUACCAUCAUCCUGAACGUGAAGACCGUCGCCGCCGACAACCUUCUCUUCUACCUCGGCUCCGCCCAAUAUGUGGAUUUCCUGGCACUGGAGAUGAGGAAGGGUAAGGUGAACUUCCUGUGGGACGUGGGGUCAGGGGUCGGCAGAGUGGAGUAUCCCGACCUCGUCAUUAAUGAUGGAAACUGGCACCGAAUCGAAGCUUCACGUGUGGGUCUGAACGGCAGUAUUUCGGUCCGAGCGCUGGAGGGACCCAAGGCGGGCAUCAUGCCCACCUGGCACAGUGCCAACGGCCCCGAGAGCUUCACAGUGCUGGAUGUGGAUCAGAACGCCUACCUGUUCGUAGGAGGAAUGCUGGGGAGUAUAAAGAAAGCAGAUGCGGUGAAGACGAUCACAUUCUCAGGCUGCAUGGGGGAGACGUUUUUGGAUGGUAAACCCAUCGGCCUCUGGAACUACAGAGAGAGAGAAGGAGACUGUAAAGGAUGUGUGGUCAGCCCACAGCCUGCAGACUCUGAGGGUACAGUGCAGUUUGAUGGUGAAGGUUAUGCUGCUGUCAGUCGUCCCACCAGGUGGAACCCCAAUGUUUCCACAGUGAUGUUUAAGUUCCGCACCUUUUCCACCAGUGCCCUGAUGAUGUACCUUGCCACCAAGGACAUGAAGGACUUUAUGAGUAUUGAGCUGAGUGAUGGUCGAGUUAAGGUCAGUUAUGACCUGGGUUCCGGUACCGGCUCGGUCAUCAGCGAUAAACGCCAUAACGACGGCAAAUGGAAGUCCCUCACCAUGUCUCGCAGCAAGAAAGAAGGUACAGUGACCAUUCUGGAUAUGGACUCGAAUGUGGAGGAGAAGCUCUUCAUCGAUUCUCAGGGUGGAGCUACUGGCCUCAACCUGAAGGAAGAUGACAGAAUUUACUUGGGAGGAUUACCCACUUUUGGAAACUACAGGCCUGAGGUGACUAUGAAGAGGUACGCUGGCUGUCUGAAAGAUAUAGAAGUUUCCAGAACUCCUUACAACCUGCUGAGCAGCUCUGACUACACCGGGCUGACCAAAGGAUGCUCCAUUGAGAACCUGCACACAGUGAGUUUCCCCAAGCCAGGUUACAUGGAGUUGAGUCCGAUGGUGUUUGAUGCUGGCUCUGAGAUCACGCUGUCCUUCAGCACUAAGAGCGAGAACGGAAUCAUCCUGUUCGGCCGGGGCGGGGUCACCGCCAUGACCCAAAUCAGCCAGAGCCAAAACCUCUUCCAGACCCCACGCCGUGGACGCAGACAGACCGGCGAGCCUUAUAUCUCAGUGCAGUUGACUAAAGGUUCUCUGGAGGUUCUGGUCUUUACUGGCAGUAGAAACCCACGACGGGCCCUCAGAAAACCAGAAGACGGAAUUUUACACGAUGGUCGAGAGCACUCACUACGCAUCCGUAGACACAGAGGAGGGUCUUUUUCAGUGCAGGUAGAUGAGGAGCCGCGAUUGGAGCAGGCUUUGCCCAGCGAUCAGUCGAUCAUCCUCCACAGACUGUUUAUAGGUGGAGUUCCUGAUGAUGUACAGAACGGCCUGCAGCGACCCAGCAUGCCAUUCGAAGGCUGUAUCUGGAACCUGCUGAUCAAUACAGUACCAGUGGACUUCUCCCAGCCAGUGGCUUUCGAGAAUGCUGAAAUCGGACAGUGUCCCGACGUAGCUCGGCCCCCUCCACCACCCGCGAAAGAAGAAGAAGAGGAAGAAGAGGAGGAAGAAGAAGAAGUGGUCCCACCCAAACCAGAGACCCCUCCCACAGCGGCAGCAAAACCGCCACCUCCACCUUCCACUGCCCCGCCCCCUGCUGAGGUCAUCACCAUUCCUGAGCCUCCUGUCCAUGUCUCUUGUGCAGCAGAGGCGGAGCCUGAAGUCCUGGAGUUAGCAAAGCAGUUUGGCCUAUCCAGAAAUAGUCACAUGGCUUUCGAGUUUGAUGACAGGAAGGUCAAAAACAGUCUGGUGAUUGAGUUUGACCUGCGAACAGAAGCGGACUCAGGGCUGGUGUUUUACAUGGCGAGAAUAAACCACGCUGACUUUGCCACCAUUCAGGUGAAGGAGGGCAUGGCGCAUCUAAGCUAUGAUCUCGGCAGCGGGAACACAUCCGUCAGCGUCCCCCGCAUCAUCAACGACGGCCAGUGGCACAAGAUUCGAGUGCGCAGGGAUAAGCAGAGAGGAAUUCUGACGGUGGACAAUCGAUACUCCAAACACACAGUCAGCCCGAAGAAAGCUGAUAUUCUGGAUGUAGUCGGAAUGCUUUACGUGGGAGGACUUCCACUCAACUACACCACCAAGCGCAUUGGACCGGUUGUUUACAGCAUCAAUGGCUGCAUCAAGAACUUCCGAAUGCUGAAUGUGGACAUGGAGAAUCCCACCUCCAGCUACAGGGUGGGCUCCUGCUUUGUUAACCCACAGCCUGGCUCUUAUUUUGAUGGAACUGGAUACGCCAAAGCAGUGGCCACAUACCGCGUGGGUAAUGACGUGUCUGUGGAUUUGGAGUUCCGUACGAGCACCAGCAGCGGAGUCCUACUGGGCAUCAGCAGCCAGAAGAUGGACGGCCUCGGAAUAGAACUAGUGAACGGAAAGCUCCUCUUCCAUGCUGAUAACGGAGGGGGGCGGGUCACUGCUGUGUACCAGCCCCCAGAGGAGGCGGGACUGUGUGACGGUCAGUGGCAUUCUGUCACCGCCCACAAGCUGAAACACCGCGUGGAGCUGAUUGUAGACGGGGUUAAGUCUGAGGCAGCAGGGCCGGACCCUCGCUCAGCAACCGCCGACACCAACGACCCCAUCUAUGUUGGAGGAUACCCAGAGGGUCUGAAGCAGUUUGGCCUGACCAUCAACACUCCAUUUAAAGGCUGUAUGAGGAACCUGAAGCUGACUAAAGCAGGGAAAGUGCUGGAACUUCAGCUGAACAAAGCUCUGGAUAUUAAAGGAGUGCAGCCUCUCACCUGCCCUGGUGCUUAGACAUAAAAAACACACACACACACAGUCAAACACACACACAUAUAAACUGUAUACACUCUAAACAAAGGCGGUUAUUUCUUAAAGAAUUUUAGGGUAAAGAGAUUAGUUUUAAUCAAAAAGGACCAUUAAAACGAGAAAAGAGUAAUUCAAAAACAGGGUUUAAAUAUUUCUUUGCCUUGAUAAGUGGUUGUUAUAGGUUGUGAGAAGCCAAAGAUCCCUUUUUCAGUACUAUAUCAUAAGAAUCCUUUUUGCUUAGAGUGUACCAGUUUAAGACAAAUAGAUCCUUUGAAUCUGAAUAAAGUCAAAUUGAGUCAAAAGCAGAAUCAAAUCACAUAAAGCUCUACCAAAGAAUCAAUAUAAGCAACAAAUACACAAAGAAACCAAACCAAAAUGAGCCAAAGAUCCAAUACAGGUUCCUUCUGAAAGAGUGAAUCACUCAAUCAUUCACAGAGGGUUAUAGACGAAUCAGCCGAACUGAAGCCAAAACUGGGGCCAAAAAUAAAUCAAUAGACACCAGUAAAAAACAUGGUUUAUUAAUAAAACCAGCAUGUAACAAUCCAAAAAGGCACCAACUUAACAAACCAGUUCAACUAAAAUCAACGAAAAUCAAAUACAAUAUAGUGGCCACAGUGAUCAUUAUCACCAAUUAAAUAACACCUCCAGUCUGGCUUCUGUUCUUCUGCUGGUCCUAGUAAAGAAAGAAAGGCACUUAAAAUAAGUAUAAAAUGAGCCUCAUCAAGACUGUGGCUUACAAUAGAGCCGGUCCCCCAUCUUGGUGAUGCACUACAAAGUUAAUGUCGACUCCACCUGCGUUUUAAAUCAGUGUUAUGUGAUGUAAUGUGAGAAAAAAGCUCCAGCAGGCUGAGACAGAGGUUUUAGACCAAUGAAAACAGCCGUUUGUGAAGUCCAGAGUUUGUCGUGGACUAGAUGUAUGGAAGUAUUGUGAUUAUGUAAACAUGGAGGACUGAUGUAUGAGUGCUGUUUGGUCCUGUUUUUAUAUUUUUAACAUGCCUCACACCAUCACACCAAAAUCCCUAUAGGCAAAUCUGUUGUUUACUGGGCAGCCAUCUUUCCCACGCCAUCAGGACUUAUUUAAAGUCCCACAAAACUGGACUCUGAUCUUUGUGAAUGGGGGCCGCAAAAAGUCAAGUGUUAAAUUGAAAAAAAAAACGUUGAUUUUAACUCUUUCCCAGGGUUUAUAUAGCUAAACAGUUUCAGAAUAGUUAACCAUUUAACACCUUGCCAAAGUUUAAAAAAAAAAACUUUAAAACUCACAUUUGUAUUUGUUUAACUGUCAAAACUGUUACACCAACGCUGAAGAGAGUUUUAAAAAUACAUUAAAAGAAGAUUAUUCAGUUGAUAUGACUGUCUAUCAUUGAGUUAUUAUUCAGGAGAGAUUAGCUUGUGUUUUUGGUUCCUAACACAGGAUAAAACAUCCCUGCUUACGUCCUGCCAGUGUAUUUUUCCAUUUAAUAAGAACUUUAAUCCUGCAUUGCAGUUCUCAGUGCAUUACCAACACUUUUUCACAAUUUACAGAACAGAAGAUGGUAAGUUAAAUUAAAUUGGGUGCAGUUAAAUUAAAUCUCUGUGGAGUUGGGCAGUAUUUAUUGGGUUUAUUUGAGUUAACACUGAAACAUUAAACUCUGUCAAAUAACUCCAACACUGAACACCAUUUAAAUCUGAAUGAGUUAAAAUGACACUUUGGGAGUUUUUGCUGUGGAGAGACCAGAUACUUAAAACCAAGUCUCAAAUUAUAAAUCACAUGUAAUAUUAUUAAUCAUUUAAAUGUAGUUAUACUGUCCCUCGACUCACUCAAUACAUUUCAUCUGGGCUAAUUAAUACAGUGAUGGAAGCACUUGGGGAAAACUGGAAGAUUAAGGCUUGUUAAAAUAAUUAAAACAGACCAUUUCUAAAAAAAAAAAUGCUAAUUAUAAAAAGGCUAAUAAAACAAAAGCCAGCUAGUAGCCAGCCUACAGUGAUCACUUGGAAUAUUCCUUUAUCCCUAUCAGUAGCUUUACAUCUGCCCCAUUGUCUAAAGCAACAGUAUUGUGUAUCGCUGCAUGGAGUGUGAGCUGAUGAUUUUAUACAGUGUACCCAACAGUGUUUUAAAUAAACUUUCCCCAUUUGCACAACA
Molecule: messenger RNA, 11811 nt
Organism: Astyanax mexicanus (Mexican tetra)
Lineage: Eukaryota; Metazoa; Chordata; Actinopteri; Characiformes; Acestrorhamphidae
Gene: lama2
Product: laminin, alpha 2
Exons: 65
Coding region: 51-9677 (3208 amino acids)
Biological process (GO): regulation of cell migration; cell adhesion; axon guidance
Cellular component (GO): basement membrane
Molecular function (GO): signaling receptor binding; extracellular matrix structural constituent
Source: RefSeq, a predicted model, not a curated record